Messenger RNA from Capsicum annuum, 420 nucleotides. RefSeq lists its product as uncharacterized. The transcript has a single exon. The coding region runs from base 1 to 420 and encodes 139 amino acids. NCBI's taxonomy places the organism in Eukaryota, Viridiplantae, Streptophyta, Magnoliopsida, Solanales, Solanaceae. Gene Ontology annotation, molecular function: DNA helicase activity. Gene Ontology annotation, biological process: DNA repair; telomere maintenance. The record is from RefSeq and is a predicted model, not a curated record.
AUGAUGCAUAGAUAUUAUUUUGAAGCUCUUGACAAAACUUUAGGAGAUAUUCUUAGAUUUGAAGAUGUGUCUAAUUUAGAUCAGCCAUUUGGAGGUAAAAAAAUUGAUCUUGGCGGUGACUUUAGACAAAUUCUACCGGUCAUUACGAAAGGUAACAGACAAGAUAUUGUAAAUGCUACCCUCUAUUCUUCAUAUUUGUGGGUUGACUGUCAUUUACUAAAGCUAACAAAGAAUAUGAAGUUAGAAGGUAAUCAUGAAUCAGAUUUGAAUGAUCAGACAGAAUUUGCUGAUUGGAUUUUAGCAGUUGGAGAUGGAAUGAUUGGUAAUUUUGUUGAUGGAAUUGGAAAAGUUCCUAUACAUAAUGAUGUUCUUAUUAGUGAUUGUGGAGAUCCUAUUUCUGCCAUUGUCAACAGUACAUAA